AUGAAGGCAGUCAUCAAGCCAGCACUGCUAGCUCUUACAAUAGGCAGCCAGGCCUUUGCAGAGCAAAAAGCUGUCCAAUCGAAGUUCAAUGGCAAAGACGGCAUCUGUUACCUUUUCCAAGCCGCCACAAACGUCAUCGAGGUCAGAAUGGAAACAAACAGCCCUGUCAUUACCUUGGGAAAUAUUCCUGCGGCACAAAUCUUCGAGUCCUUGACGGAUUGGACGUCGACCGUCACAGCAACUACCACAGUCACGACCAUGACUACAACUAUUAUGGUGCCUCGUCCAACUGCCGAAGUGCCACUUACUCCCACAACCAACGCCUCCGGGCGGGUCAAGCCUGUUGUUGAGAUCCUCAGUAUCGCUUUUGGGCUGUCUUGGGCUGUCACAACGCUGUAG
Messenger RNA from Pyricularia grisea, 399 nucleotides. RefSeq lists its product as uncharacterized. The record is from RefSeq and is a predicted model, not a curated record. Bases 1 to 399 code for a protein of 132 amino acids. NCBI's taxonomy places the organism in Eukaryota, Fungi, Ascomycota, Sordariomycetes, Magnaporthales, Pyriculariaceae. The transcript has a single exon.